Molecule: messenger RNA, 747 nt
Organism: Acanthosepion pharaonis
Lineage: Eukaryota; Metazoa; Mollusca; Cephalopoda; Sepiida; Sepiidae
Source: the annotation of a GenBank genome assembly
AUGAAUCCUCCUUCAAAAACUCCCGACCACAGACAACCAAAAUGUCUGAAGAAAGGCGACAUGUCCCGGGGGCCAAAUUCCUUUCCUUCGUCAGUUAAGGGACAUUGGCCGACCAUUUCCCCAGAGUCACUGAAUUCUAGGAUCGAUCUGCCAUUUGCAUCGCCAUCAAAGACACGAUUGUCACCAGCAACAAUCGAUGAAAUAAUCAGCGGGUUCGAUCCUUGUAGACAGCAUCCACUUUCCAUCUGCAAAUGCCCAAAAUGUCUGCCUCCCACUCGAUUAUUUCUUCCUUCAGUGACUCUAAGGAAUCGUGACACCAUUUCGGAAAUGUCACCAGCCAAUGUCCUUUCUCUUGAGGAGCAAACGAUUGGCAGAGCUGCACAGAAAACUCCGCUUCCACCAACCGCAGUCCACAGACGACAUCCUCAUUUUUGGCGUCGUCUGUCAACAAAUGUUGCACGGUGUGGCGCCAGAUUGUCACCUUCUUUAAAAGGUCUUCUCUCUCUCCUUGAGGGAGUGGCGCCAUUUCCUCUCCAGUUCAGAUGCUGUCUCUCUCAUAUCGGUGGGGCCGCCUUCCUCCUUCCCUUUCAAACCUCGUCCCUCACCGACAGCGGACGAGGCGGUCACGUGCUCUUGGUAACAUGCGUCACACAGACAGACGGUGCACCGCUCGCAGAAGGUGUCCUUCGAUUGUCGGUGCUGUCGACAGCCGUCUGUCAUGAUGACCCGGAUGGCAUCAACCCUUGA